Messenger RNA from Boeremia exigua, 1431 nucleotides. RefSeq names its product serine/threonine-protein phosphatase PP2A catalytic subunit. Lineage: Eukaryota; Fungi; Ascomycota; Dothideomycetes; Pleosporales; Didymellaceae. The transcript is spliced from 3 exons. The coding region runs from base 1 to 1431 and encodes 476 amino acids. The record is from RefSeq and is a predicted model, not a curated record. Gene Ontology annotation, molecular function: protein serine/threonine phosphatase activity; protein binding. Gene Ontology annotation, cellular component: nucleus; cytosol.
AUGGGCGCCAAGGAAGACGCUGUCGCGCUCAAGAACAAGGGCAAUGACGCCUUCAAGGCGCACGACUGGCCGACGGCCCUCGAGUUCUACACAAAGGCCAUUGAGGCGUACGACCAGGAGCCCUCGUUCUACACCAAUCGCGCCCAGGCCAAUAUCAAGGUCGAGGCCUACGGGUUCGCCGUCGCCGACGCCGACAAGGCCAUCGCCAUCGACCCGAACAACGUCAAGGCCUACUACCGCCGCGCCUCGGCCAACACCCUCAUCCUCAAGCACCGCGACGCUCUGCGGGACUGGAAGAUUGUCAUCAAGAAAGCCCCCAAUGACGCCAACGCGAGGCUGCGCAUGGUCGAGUGCGAGAAGAUCAUCAAGCGCGACGCCUUCCUGAAGGCCAUCGAGGUCGACGAUGCGCCCUCGGUCGCCGAAGGGCUCGAUGUCGAGAACAUGAUCCUGGAGAGUGGCUACGACGGCGCCGAGCUGGGCGACAAGAUGACACUCGACUUCAUCGAGGACAUGACUGAGCGCUUCAAGACCGGUAAGAAGCUUGCUAAGAAGUACGCCUACAAGAUCAUCCUCGCAGUCAUGGCCAUUUCGAGGAGCGAGCCGACAAUGAUCGAGCACGAUGUCGAGGAGGGCACCGAGAUCACCGUCUGCGGUGAUACACAUGGUCAAUUCUUCGAUCUCAUGAACAUCUUCAAGCUCGCCGGCAAGCCUUCAGAGAAGCACUCGUUCCUCUUCAACGGCGACUUUGUCGACCGCGGAUCCUGGUCUACUGAGAUUGCCCUUCUCCUAUACGCCUACAAGUGGCUGUACCCCAACAAGUUCUUCCUCAACCGCGGAAACCACGAGACCGACGACAUGAACCGCAUGUACGGCUUCGAGGGCGAAUGCAAAGCCAAGUACACCGAACGCAUCUUCAAGCUGUUCUCCGAGUCCUUCUCGCUGUUGCCCCUCGCAACACUCAUUGGCAAGAAGUACUUUGUCCUCCACGGCGGCCUGUUCUCAGACGACAACAUCACGCUGGAUGACGUCAGGAAGCUUGACCGUUUCAAGCAGAGGCAGCCUGGCCAGUCUGGCUUGAUGAUGGAGAUGCUCUGGACCGACCCACAGACCGCGCCCGGACGUGGACCCAGUAAGCGCGGUGUUGGUCUCCAAUUUGGCCCCGACAUCACCAAGCGUUUCUGCGAGAGAAACGGACUAGAGGCUAUCAUCCGAUCGCACGAGGUCCGCAUGGAGGGCUACGAGGUCGAGCACGACGGGCGCUGUAUUACUGUGUUUUCAGCACCAAACUACUGCGACAGCACUAGCAACAAGGGCGCUUUCAUCAAGAUUGGCCCCGAGUACAAGCUCAAGUACACGCAGUUCGACGCCGUACCGCAUCCCAACAUCAAGCCCAUGGCGUACGCCUCGAACGGCAUGCAGGGCCUGAUGUAA